This is a messenger RNA of Hymenoscyphus albidus, 3428 nucleotides long. The record is from the annotation of a GenBank genome assembly. NCBI's taxonomy places the organism in Eukaryota, Fungi, Ascomycota, Leotiomycetes, Helotiales, Helotiaceae.
AUGAAGAUUGGAGUAAAGGCAACCAAAAACUGCUUUGGUAGAGCGAAUUAAAUCCUCAUUGCUAUAACUGCUGACUCUGCCUAGUACGAAAAGAAAUUAACUUUGCAGUCAAGGUUAUAGAGAAGCUUGCCAAUUACGAAGCUCUUUUAAAAGCAAAUCGGCCGGAGCUUACUGCAGAACAUGAAGAUGACCGCCAGCGACUAUGCUCGGAGUAUUUCGUUCUUCGGACAACAUUGGUGAGUCUCUACUUUGUGUCGUGCCAACACUUCUGACAUGCAUCAAAGGCGUGGCAUGAAAAGAAGUUCGAUAUCGUGGAACACAUGUACACUAAUGCCCGAGAAUUCAAGCGUGUAUUUGAUCCCAGCACAGCUGAGAGCCUGGCCGAUGUUCUCUUUGAGUUGGGAAAAAGUCUUCUGGCCAGCAAAGAAUUUGACCUCGCUACGAAAUGGCUGGAACGAGCCCUGGAAGUGCUGGCCGACCAAGAACUGGACAAACUGAGCAUGGAUGCUAGUGAGCUACGAAUAUCCAUCAUCCAGUCAUGCGUGAAAGGCCUGCUGAAAAUUCAACAAGAACCCGCAUUGGAGAAAGCCGGGAAUCUUGUCCAGAUCCUCUCUCAUGAGCUUGGGGAUAGACUAAUUGUUUUGUUGCUCAGACUCGAGGUCCUUGCAGCAAGCACGACAGCUUUUGAUCAUGUUGCUUACAGCGAAGUUCUUGGCAGAAUCGUUCGAACUGCUGUAUUGAAUGAACAGAACUUUAAGCUUGUGAUGUUUCAUAUUCGAAAGUUGAUUGUGAAAAGUCCGGAUCUAGCUUGCGGGUCAGUCGACGAAUUGUUCCGCCUGCGUAUAUUGAAUGAGGGCCGUGAGGAAUUAGUGGAGAAAGUACUUAUCACGCGUUUGUGGAUAACGGUGGCACAGUAUCCAACUCUGGAAUCGUUGUCUGGACUUGAAGGGUUUCUCGAUUCCAUAAUAGAAAAUUUCAAGAAUCCUGUUACCCCAGCAGCUACUUUGGCAGCACAUACUGUAUGUUUCCUAACAUCGAAGUCCGAAUUGCGGAUGCUAAUUUAUUCAGUUACUCUGGAAGCCUAUCGAAUCUAGUCAUGCUCAAGGCAAAUAUGAUUUGGCGGAAAAGUGGUGUCGUCUGGCCUUACAUCGCGUGUUCGAGAAGGCGGGGGAUCUUAACAUGGCUAGAGUGUCAAGGUUGGUAUCCUCGACUCCUCAGCGAUCUUGAUGCUAAUCAAGUCAGCAGAAAACUCCUGCUGUGUGCUUUUGAACGACAGGAUACAAAUAGUGCGAUGGAAAUAUUUACAUCUAUGCCCGAAAUAGCGAAAAAUGAACCAAUGACGAGAUUUCUAAUGUACAAAGUUGCUAUUCAGUCUAAUUUAUCUAAAGUCGCGGCGGAAAGUCUCCAAGUCAUAUACUCGGCAUCUUCGACCGACCCGACACUUCUAUAUGCAUGUUGUCUAUAUUCUAUGCAGGGAAAUAACAAGGUACAGACAUUGGCGGCUUUGCAGCUUGUGCUUGAAAAACACGACUAUGAUCUUCCUACGGCAGUUCAUCUACCCUCACUUAUCCGGGUCACAAUUGGCAUAACAUCCAAACUGCUUGAAACUUCACUGCAGAAUGGAUCUAAUAACGCCGAGGUGGAAGAGCUUAUAAAUAAGCUCUGCAAGCUCUUCGAAGGUGGUAUGUUUUCUCGAGAAUAUGUUUGGGUACAACUAAUUAUGGAGCAGCUGUCACUGCGGUACAGAAACCAAACAGACCCAAGAUGGGGUCUGAACCGAUAUGGACCAUCCACGAGCUCGAUUGGUUUUCAAAGAACUCCUAUAAUAUCGCUAUCAAGAACAUAUCUGUUUGGACGCCAUUCAACUCUCUGCGAAUGUUGAAAUGUUGUAUAGCGUUCAUUGAUCAAUACCCUCUGGAUAUCGGCGAGAACUUUGAAGAUCUCGCACUACGCAAGAUGUUUUGUGAAUUUUCCGCUGCAGCUGCACUUGUAACACUGGCCAGAGGCGAAGAUAACAUCGAAUUGCAGCUCCAGAAUUACCUUGAUCUCAGAAAGCAUGUGAAAAGUUUUGACGAGUUAUACGGAAAUAAGUCCGAGACAAUGGAGGAUGUUAAGAUUGAAGACUUGUUACAAAAACUCUCGAUUCUGUUGGCCUUUGACUUCGAAGCAGCUUGUCAUCUGAAAGCUUGGGACACGUUGAGUGAGACCAUCUUGAAUGCAAGUAUUUGUAAGAGUGCUCGUACGUAUCAGUUGAUGGCAGAUUGUCUCCUGUGCAUUCAAGAUGGUUCCCGCAUUGAAAUCCCAACAGAUGGUGAGCUUAACAUUCGUGUACUAGAAACGCAUCUAACAUUGUGCAGUUCUGGUUUUUAAUCUCAAGAAAAUUGUCAAUGAAGCCUGGGGUCUGGAGAAUAUGGAUAUCACGUCACUGGCAAAAUACAUGCGCUGCCUCUUCCAAAUCGCACAAUCGGACAAUGUAGAGAUCGCAGAGCAGCUCCUUGGCCAAAUUGCUGAUCAGGCACAGGAGGCGAGCGAGGUAGCUAGCUAUCUCCAUCAAAAUCUUAGGGCCUCGUUGCUGACAUGAGAGUAGACUGAGCAACCCUAUCCUACCGAAGAACUUGAUUGGAUUGCGAGUCGAGCUUUCAAUCAUGCUGUCGACCUGUAUUGCAACGAACAAGACGAUGAGUGCAGAGAGUGGGCAGCGAAAGCCUUGAAUAUUGCGCACUUUUGUAAUGAUGGGGGUGCUUUGAAACGCUUGCUUGAGGAGAAGCUAGCUGGUUUGAAUCUCGACUGAACUUUUCAUACUUUGCGACAACCUCUAGUAUUUGGUUCUAUGGUAUGGAUGGACAUACUUUGAGAGGUGUUACGUUUUUAGAGUUUCAGCGAAGGAAGUUGGUCCAUAUCCCCGCUGGUGCCCGAGUAAUAUGGUAAAGCACUCGUAUCCACCCUUUUCGCUUCAAGGGUUAGUUCUAAUAUUUUUGUAGGGUCUUUCCAAUGAUAGUCGAGUAUUCCAAGUCUAUUGUGGAGAUCAAUGUGAGCCUCAAAGCUGUUGUUGUCCAAGUCGAAGGAUAAUGGCCAUGGACGACGAUGAACCCGCCGAAAACUCUUUACGCAUAGAGCAAGAUUUUACAUACACAUCACCAUAGCAUAUACCGUCAGCUCUCUAUGUAGACGCACUUCACGGAAUACAUCUCAGCCACUACGAAGAUAUACCAGUGUUGGAACAAUUUGGGAGGGGCGGGGGGAACUUUGAGGGUCUAGCGCACACUUAUGGCACUUUUACAUGGAGCUUUGAGAGUAAUGGGUUCACUAAAUUUCGCGGAUAUGUUUCGGAUAUUGCUAAGAAUGGGGGGCGAGUUAUUGUAGUACGUGAGAGGUGGAGAUAUGUUCAUAGAAGCAUUGUGUUUUUAGCUUACCUUAUUGCUUAAUCC